Molecule: messenger RNA, 636 nt
Organism: Bombyx mandarina (wild silkworm)
Lineage: Eukaryota; Metazoa; Arthropoda; Insecta; Lepidoptera; Bombycidae
Product: m-AAA protease-interacting protein 1, mitochondrial
Biological process (GO): protein insertion into mitochondrial inner membrane from matrix
Cellular component (GO): mitochondrial inner membrane
Molecular function (GO): ribosome binding
Source: RefSeq, a predicted model, not a curated record
AUGAAACAUGAAAGAAACAAUGAACGUAAACUAUUUGAUUCAACGAAGGUAGCGAAAAUUUUUAAAGGUUUCCCAAAGAAUUUCUUUUUCGGAAACAAAGAGAAGAAACCUAAAAACAUAAAACGCGUACCGAAAUUGAUAUUGCUUCAGAACCCUAUUAAAUGGUUGAUGAUCAAAAUAGAUUUCAGUGUAUUAAGAAACGUGUGGGAUCCAACGUUUGAAGAAAAAGAUUUCAAAUACGGAACUAAACAGGCAAUAUCACGGGUUACACAAGUUAUAAGCGAUGGUCAGUUCUCAGAAUUGAACGGUUUGCUUACGAAAGCAGCUCGAUUAAGUUUAUUGCGUGAAUUGGAUCGAAACUGGAGUAACAAGCAACGUUCGUUACUGGCACUUAAACAUGAAGACAUUCAAAUAUCGUCACCGCGAAAGGUCUAUUUUAUUAGGAUAGCUGAUAAAAAGUACUGUGACGUAGAUAUGGCAUUCUUGGCCCUGAAGUGGGUGCCAAUCAAUAGUGUUAACGUUUUGUUGUUCACUGAAAUAUUCGCUAGAUUUCAUCGCGAAUACACACCAAACUGCAUACCAGAGUGGACUAUUGCUUAUUUUAAGGUGACCCGAUUUGAAGUUUUAAAGCGUUAA